Vicia villosa (hairy vetch) is the source of this 1511-nucleotide messenger RNA. RefSeq names its product WAT1-related protein At3g28050-like. The record is from RefSeq and is a predicted model, not a curated record. The transcript has 8 exons. NCBI's taxonomy places the organism in Eukaryota, Viridiplantae, Streptophyta, Magnoliopsida, Fabales, Fabaceae. Gene Ontology annotation, molecular function: transmembrane transporter activity. Gene Ontology annotation, cellular component: plasma membrane. The coding region runs from base 260 to 1357 and encodes 365 amino acids.
GCACACAAGUGUGAAACCUUUCACCUCCACAAACUCAAUGCCGCCACCUCACCAAUUUUUCUCCUCACUCUUCCACCUUCACUUCGUCCGUUUGAACCAGUCACCGCAACCAGCUUGAAAAAAAUGAGAUUUCAACAACAACAAUCUCACCGAUCGUAUCCUGCGAAAUUGAACCAAUCGCAUUGUUGCUUUGCCAUCACAUUCAUUACUAAUGAAAUUCUGAAUUUCUACACGGUUUGUGAUAGAAAUCACAAUAAAGAUGAGAAAAAGAUGGUCUUUUUACAUGGAUUUUCUACCAGUUAUUGUGAUUAUAAGCUUUGAAUGUGUUGACAUGGCUUUACUCGCUUUAUUCAAAGCAGCAACACUUCAAGGGAUGAACAAUCAUGUCUUUAUUGCCUAUGCUUAUGUUGUUGGUACUUGUGUUCUCUUACCUGUCACUCUUUUCACCAGAAGAGCAAGAGUGGUUCCUCCACUUACUUUCUCCAUAAUAUGGAAAAGUAUGCUUCUUGGAGCAUUAGGAAGUGGAUCUCAAAUUCUGGGUUAUAUUGGUAUUAAUUAUAGUUCUCCAACACUUUCUUCAGCAAUUGCUAAUCUGGUACCUGCUUUCACUUUCAUGCUGGCUGUCACUUUCAGGAUGGAAAAGUUAGCUUUGAAGAGUAGAAGUAGUAAUGCUAAAGUAGUGGGAAGCAUAAUAUCAAUAGCAGGUGCUUUUGUAUUGACUUUUUACAAAGGAAAAUCCAUCUUGAAUUCCUCACCACUUCAUCAACCAAUUGGCUUUCUCAACUCAGUGGAUUCAAGUUGGGCCAUUGCUGGCAUUAUUCUAACAGUUGACUACUUUCUGCUUUCACUAUGGUAUAUAUUACAGGUACAUAUCUUGAAAGAGUUCCCAGAUGAACUAACUUUAGUCUUGUUAUAUUCAACAACUGCAACCAUCAUAUCAAUAGUUGUAGCUUUGUUAUCAGUUCCAAAUGCAAGUGCUUGGAAAAUAGGACUAAAUCUCUCACUCAUCUCCAUUGUUUCUUCUGGAAUAUUUGGAAAGUUAGUAGGCAAUCUAAUUUACGCCUGGUCAGUUCACUUAAAGGGGGCUGUCUAUGUAACAUCAUUCAUGCCACUCCAAAUUGCUAUUUCUGUUAUCUUGGGAGUUAUAUUCCUUGGUGAUACACUUCAUAUUGGAAGUAUAAUUGGAGCCAUAAUCAUCUCAAUUGGCCUUUAUGGUGUAUUAUGGGGCAAAGCAACAGAAGAGAUAGAGGAAGAUGUUGAUAGUCUGCAGUCACCAUCUACAUCUACUGAGAAUGCACCUCUGUUGCUAAAUUAUGGAACUCAAACUUUUGAAAAGAAAAUAGAUGGAAAUGUAUAAAAACAUGAUUAUUAAAUCAGAGAUUCAAUUAAACACUAGAAUUCUUAUUAGUCUAGUCAUGAAUCAAAUUUUUCUAUGAAUAGCAAGAUUUGUGCACAAUAAAAUAUGACAUUUUAAGUAAAAACUAGUUUUGGUCCUAAAGUCUCUUUAUAAG